Messenger RNA from Hansenula ciferrii, 1980 nucleotides. It is a transcript of the gene APL2, whose product is annotated as Apl2p. The transcript is spliced from 2 exons. Lineage: Eukaryota; Fungi; Ascomycota; Saccharomycetes; Phaffomycetales; Wickerhamomycetaceae. The record is from RefSeq and is a predicted model, not a curated record. Bases 1 to 1980 code for a protein of 659 amino acids. Gene Ontology annotation, cellular component: membrane coat. Gene Ontology annotation, biological process: intracellular protein transport; vesicle-mediated transport. Gene Ontology annotation, molecular function: clathrin binding.
AUGUCAUUAGAAAAGAAGAUCAAAAAGAUCUUUCAAGCACCAAGAAAAGGUUUAGUAUCACAAUAUGCAUCUGAAAGAAAAGAUUCCAUCAAACAAGUCAUUGCAGCAAUGACUGUUGGUAAAGAUGUUUCAGCAUUAUUUCCAGAUGUUUUAAAAAACAUUGCAACUCAUGAUUUAAAACAAAAAAAAUUAGUUUAUUUAUAUUUAAUGAAUUAUGCUAAAACAAAUCCAGAAUUAUGUAUAUUAGCUGUUAACACAUUUGUCCAAGAUACCGAGGAUCCAAAUCCUUUGGUUAGAGCAUUAGCUAUAAGAACAAUGGGAUGUAUUAGAGUUGAUAAGAUUGUUGAUUAUAUGGAAAUUCCAUUAAAUAGAACUUUACAAGAUGAAAAUCCUUAUGUUCGUAAAACUGCAGCAAUUUGUGUUGCAAAAUUAUUUGAUUUAAAUAAAGAAAUUUGUAUUGAAAAUGGAUUUUUAGAUAAAUUGAAAAAAUUAGUUGAAGAUUCAAAUCCAAUGGUUGUGGCAAAUUCAAUUAGUGCAUUAGCAGAAAUUCAUGAAUCUGAACCUGAUUUACAAGUGUUGAAAAUUACUAAAGAAGUUUUAAAAAGAUUUUUAAUGGCAUUAAAUGAAUGUACAGAAUGGGGGAGAAUUACUAUAUUAACUGCAUUAAGUGAUUAUGAAACUGAAGAUGGUAAUGAAUCAAGUCAUAUAAUUGAAAGAGUUAUCCCACAAUUACAACAUUCAAAUCCAUCAGUUGUAUUAUCUGCAGUUAAAGUUAUUAUAGUAAAUGUUGAAAAAAUUAAAUCUGUUAAUUUGGAAGAAUAUGAAACAAUAUUGAAAAAAUUAUCAUCACCAUUAGUUUCAUUAGUUUCAACACCACCAGAAGUUCAAUUUGUUACAUUAAGAAAUAUUAGAAUUAUAAUUGAAAAAUAUCCAAAUAUUUUAACAAAUUAUUUUAAAGUUUUCUUUGUUAGAUAUAAUGAUCCAUUAUAUUUAAAAUUAGAAAAAAUUGAAAUUAUUGUAAGAUUAGCAAAUGAAACAAAUGGAGGAUUAAUAUUAAAUGAAUUAAAAGAAUAUGGUUAUGAAUUUGAUGUUGAAUUUGUUAAAAGAGCAGUUAGAGCAAUUGGACAAAUUGGUAUUAAAAUUUCCAAAUUUGGUACAAAAUCAAGUGAAAUUUUAAUUGGAUUAAUUAAUGAACGUGAAUUAUAUGAUACAGUUACUAUAACAUUAAGAGAUAUAUUAAGAGCAUAUCCAAAACAACAAUCAUCAAUAAUUAUUCCAACACUGGUGCAAAUUCAAGAUCAAUUAAUUGAUUCUGAAGCAAUUGCAGCAUAUAUUUGGAUUUUAGGGGAAUUUGAAAAUGUUUUAAAUUAUGAAAUUAAAUUAACUGAAUAUGUUGAAAAUUUUUUAGAAUUAGAUUCACAAAUUCAAUCAUCAUUAAUUUAUUCAUUAGUUAAAUUAAAUGUCAAGACUGGAGAAUUAAAAUCAUUAUUAGCACAAAUUUUUAAUAAAGUUGAUUUAAUUGAAAAUAUUGAAAUUAGAGAUCAAAUUUAUUUAUAUUGGAGAAUUUUAUCAUUAAAUGAUUCCCAAGAGUUGAAAAAAUUAAUUUUAUUAAAAUUAGACAAGAUUGAUAAUACAAUACCAAAAUUUCAACCAGAAUUAUUAGAAUUUUUAUUAAAAGAAAUUUCAUCAUUAAAUUCAGUUUUCUUUACCACAGGUGUAUCAAAGACUAAAAAGACAACACAAAUUAAAAAAAUUAAAGAUAUUCAAUUAAAUUUACAAAAUGAAGAAAAUUUAUUAAAUUUUGAUGAUGAUGAAGGUAUUUCAACUCCAUCAGAAGAUCAAAUUGAUGGAAAUGGAGGAUCAAUUAAUAUAUUGGAUGAAUUAAAUGAUUUAUUUAGUUCUUCAAGUAUCCAACCUCAACAACAACAACAGACACAACAAAAUAAUAGUGUAUCAAAAGAUUUAUUAGAUUUAUUUUAA